CCACAGGCCAGUAACGCAACAACACGGAGAAGAAAAACAAACAUGGCGACCUCCAUGAGCAGCAGCGUCUCCUCUGAGUCGUUUCUCUGUGGAGGAAAACGCUUAGUCUGACUGGAAACAUCAGUGGGAAAUCACGCAGGUCAUGGCUCCAGGCUCCAGACUGGCGGUGGUGUGUGGAGGCUCCGGGGGAAUCGGGAGAGCCGUGUCCCGCCUGCUGGCAGAGAGGGGCUGCAGGGUGGCGGUGGUCUCCAGGAACGAAGACGCUGCCCGGGCCACUGUGGCGUCUCUACACGGAGCUGACCAUGUGGCUCUUAGCUGUGACGUCUCCAAAGAGCAGGAGGUACAGAAAACCUUUGACACUAUCCAGAAAACCAGUGGAAACAUCUGUUACCUUGUGAACGCAGCUGGAAUCAACAGGGACGCUCUGUUGCUGAGAACCAAGCCGGAGGACAUGCUGGCUCUGCUUCACACCAACUUGUUGGGCACCAUGCUGACCUGCAGGGCGGCUCUGCGCAGCAUGCUGCACACACAGGGAGCUGCCAUCGUUAAUAUAGGCUCUGUAGUGGGCCUAAAAGGGAAUUCUGGUCAGUGUGUGUACAGUGCCAGUAAAGCUGGUCUGGAGGGCUUCACACGAUCUCUGGCUAAAGAAGUUGCUUCACGUAAUGUCAGGGUGAAUCUUCUGGCUCCAGGUUUCAUUCGCACCGCCAUGACCUCAGGGCUGAGAGAGCAGGAUUGGGGGCGCUCCAUUCCGCUGGGGCGAUUUGGUGAGCCGGAGGAAGUCGCCCCGGCUGUUCUCUUCCUCUUGGAGAGCUCCUACAUAACAGGACAGGUGCUGGUGGUGGAUGGAGGGCUGCAGUUGACCAUGUAGGGUGCAGGGCCUUACCUCACCUUUUCAAAUACCAGCAAUGAGUCAGCCAAUCUUUUUGAAUGUAAUAUGACAUAAACUGAGGAAGUGGCUCAGGAAUAAGAAGAAGAACACACAGUGGACCUGUGGAUUUGACUGGCAGAAGUGAACUUUUGCACUUCACAACAUGUCAUGGUGGAAGUUGAGUGUUGCUUUUAUCCUGAAACUUUGUUGUAAACGUUUUGAAAAGGCCGUUAUGAAGCAUCUGCCAGAGAACCACUGUACCUCCGUGUCUCUGCUGCAGAGUCCCUGUGUCCACCCUGAGGGGGGCGCGGCCUCAAGUGUGUGAAGGUCAACCGUUGUGACUAACGUCGCUGACUCCAGAUUGUCUGACCCGGUCCAGACCACGGUUCCCAGAGGCCCUAAAUUUGAUAAGCAGAAUUAACGCUCUCUGUCUUUUUCCAUGACUGUCACGCUCCCCGCCACUGAUCGCAGCGCUCAUGUUUUGUUCCCCCCACCUCCCCCAGGAAACCCCCUCACAGCCGGCAAAUGUUGCCCCCCCCCCCGAGCCCACCUCUGGAGGGGCCUGUGGAGGGGCCAUGCGUGUUGGACUGCAGCUGGAGGAAAUUAAGAGGUGGUGGUGUGGUAUUUUUAGCUCUAGGAACAUUGUGCGUGUCUGGUUACAGCUCUGGUCCUGGGGGGUAGAGGGAUGAGGUUGGAGGUGAUUGUCAGGCUCAGUGAUGAGGUUUGAUAAGUUGUUCUGCUUGUUACUUUCAUUGAAACCUGCUGUUACCUGACCUAACGUGUCAAAACCGCCUCUAAAUGAGCUUUUAUGAUGAUGCUCUCCCACGUGUAUCCUCUACAUUCAAUUUCCAAUAAAGGACCAGAUUACGAUAUUUUCUGAUCAGCCUUCUUGCAAGAAUGUGCUCCCCACUUUGACUGUGUUCUUUGGCGUUCUCUGCCAGUGUAUAAAAACAUCUCACGCUGUCUGGAGAGAUUUUUUAUUAACUUUCAUAACCUAAAAUAAUAUCAGGAAACAAUCCAUAUACAGGCAUUGAUUGGCAUAGAAAUGUGCAAACACAGUCAGCUGAUGUUCGCUCCGAACAGACACAGAAGAAGAUGUCCACUUUGUAUAUUGUUACAGAGGUGACAAAAAUAGUAGAUAUAAAUAUACCUUGCUUUCUACUUUUCACCAGCUUAAGAGCAUUUGUUACCCUCCACAUAAUGUGAAAAAAAGCUAGUUAUUUUGAACAUUCUGGUACAAGUUGUUUGGCUCUGUACAAGUGUCCAAAAAUAACAUGAAAAGAAAUUGUGUUUGCAUUAAGCCUAAACGUGAUUUAAGGCAGUGUUAAAUAUAUAUUUAUAUUUAUUUAUAAAACUUAAUGAUAAAGAAAGCCUUGUUUCAUCAGUGAACAAAAAGUUGCUGAUGUAAUUUAUGCUGAGAUUGUUUGGAAAGCAAGUCGUUUUUUUUUUUCCAUACAAAAAUAAAA
Platichthys flesus (European flounder) is the source of this 2334-nucleotide messenger RNA. It is a transcript of the gene cbr4, whose product is annotated as carbonyl reductase 4. Lineage: Eukaryota; Metazoa; Chordata; Actinopteri; Pleuronectiformes; Pleuronectidae. Gene Ontology annotation, biological process: fatty acid biosynthetic process. The record is from RefSeq and is a predicted model, not a curated record. Gene Ontology annotation, molecular function: oxidoreductase activity, acting on the CH-OH group of donors, NAD or NADP as acceptor; quinone binding. The coding region runs from base 143 to 868 and encodes 241 amino acids. The transcript has 6 exons.